AUAAUGGUUGAAUUGGGUAGGGAUGUGAACUAGGCUUUUGACCGUCGCAGUCUCUGGUCCACACUCCAGUUCAAUUUGUGGCAGUAAUGCAUCACUAAAGUUGGUUGCCAACCAUUUAAGAACCACUGAAGAAGAACUGUCAACGGAAGUGAAAAGUAACCAAGAACAAUAUCCACGGCAGCGUUUUUAUUGUUGUUAUAUAUACUUUUAUUAUCACCUUGAAACUCAAAAUAUUACUUAUGUAACUGCACAGCCACACAUACUUACCCCAGGCAGUGUUAAAUUAGCGUUGGAGACAGGCCUUGGUUGAUAGAUGUUAUUAAGGUAACGCUAGCUAGUUGCUAACAAUGGCUAACUGUAGGCCUAUGGUUUUUCACACUCAAAUAGCCUCCAUCAUGGAGGUGCUAGCGAAUGCAGCCGUGGCAGAUAUCUGUAAACUCGUAGACGAUGACUAUGCAGUGUUUCGUUUGGAAAUAACUCAAAGUCAGAAUGAAAGCAGGACAUUGCGGAGAAAACUACAGCUACUUGAAAUGAAGGUGGCACGGGAGCGCGCAGAGAGAACGACGCGAGAACGCGUCCUCGCCAGUGGUCCCAGUAGUGUCAAGAUCCUCGACCGAUACAAAGGAAUGACAAGAGGUGAAGGACAUCUCACUGGAGGCCACAGGAGCUUUGUGAAGCCUGCUGGACACAAUGCGUGGAGAGAUGACCAACCAAUCACUGUUGAUGAGGGGAGUGUAACCUCAACCCAGCACUUUAUUGUGAUAGAGUCUGCAGAUGAAAAUGCAGCAGGUCCUGAGGUCAAGCUGGAGAGGACUGAACGAGAGAAGGACCAACAGCACCAGACUGGAGCAGCGGCUGGAGUGGCGCCCUCUGUAGCCACGGAGGAUCUCGCCGCUGCGCCCCAGGCCAGGACCCGACGCAGGAUCACGGAGGAGGAGGAGGGUCCAGAGGUGCUGCUGGUGAAGGAGGAGGGGUGUGAGGAGGAUCUGGGGAACCCUGAGGGGACUAUGGUCAUGGAGGACAACGAGACUUCACCUCCUCCUGAACCCACAGGGGAACCAGCUGAGCAGCACAGGACCACACACAGUCUCACUGAGUCAGUAGACAUGGAGGAUGGGAAGCCUGAUCUGCUGCUGGUCAAAGAGGAAUCUAUAGAAGACGGACCAGAGAGCAUUGAUCUGCUGAGUGAACUAAAGAUGGGGGAGCAAGGUGAUUGGCUAGAGGAUAACAGAGGAGACUGGGUGGCCAUCUUGGAUACCCAGACUGCUGCAGCCAAGGGCCCAGGGGACAACAUCACUGAGCAGGCCAGGAUCAGAGGCGAGAUAGUGGAGUCUGCAGUCCAUGAGGACCUGCUGAUAACUGGUGUUCCUGGCAGGAGAGACCGGACCCUUGAGGCGGCUGGUCACAAACCCUGGCCCCGGAUGAGAACCCUGGAUCAGGAACCGUCGCUCUUCCUUCCCGAGUCUGAACCAGGACCCAACCACGAGGGACAGAGACUCCACCACCACACAAAACACAACCAGUGGACAGGUGGACUGAACAACCUCAGUCCUGGUGGUCAUCAGAGCGAUAGAGGCUCCAGUCCGCAGCCCAGACCCUUCUCUUCACAGUCUCAGUGCAGGGAUGGAGCAGGGCCUGGGGCUGAUAGAGAUAGACCCUCCUGUUCCUAUGAUAUGAACAGAGCAGGUCAGCCUGGGCUUCAGCCUUCACAGAGAGUGGUGGGAGAUCCCCCUGGGCCUGGGUCUAGCCUUCCACAGCUGCUUAAUUGUUACCCCACGAAUACAGACAGGGUCAGUAUGGGCAGUCACCACAACAGAUACCUAGCCUAUAACACAGCACACAAUCCCGACAACACCCAAACAAUGGCUCCAUGUCAUGGAGGGCUCUCUGGUGUCAUUGGGUCAAAACGUGGGAGCCCAAGCAUAGGGACGGACGCCGACAAGCCAUACGCCUGCCCUACGUGUGGGAAGCGAUUCGCGAAGGCGAAAUAUGUGAAGCAGCACCAGACCGUUCACACCAAGGACAGCUUCAAGUGCAAACUAUGUUACAAGAGCUUCUCCUUCCUAAGUAGCCUUAUCAGACAUAGGAAUGUCCACAAUAGGGAGAAAUCGUAGCUUGAGAUGUACACGAGGGAUGUCUGGGAACUCGAUCAAAAUAAAAAAAACAAGUCCCUCAGUUGAGCAUCUGGAUAUGAUCACAUUCUCACAUGAUACAGACUUGUUGUUUGGUGUGCUGGCAUAGCCAAAACACUGUCAUGUUAUUGAAGAGUAACACUAUUUCCCCUCUGAAUGCUUUUUCUUAUGUUCUAUUCAUAAAACACUUUUAUAACACCUUUAUAACAAGUCAGGUGAGAUGACCCUGAGGUCAUGCUUUCAUUGGGGAAGAGGUCCAAAAACAACCCCUUACUGUGUCCCUUUCCCCUAUUGCCCUCCCAUGGCACUGGGUAGUAGGUAGGAGUUCUCCUUAAUCAGAUAUAUUUCAUCCUCCCCUCUAUCAUCUCUCAUAUCUUUUAUAUGGCUGUAGCAAACAUUGCCACUCAAUAAUUGACUUACUCAGACACUGUUGGCUGUAUUAUACUGAUGUACGUCAACUGUUUCUGUUAAGCUUGUGAACUCUGGGGAUUUUCUUAUCUAUCAUCUAUGGUAUGGGAUCUUUACAAACAGUCCUUUGGCCUCAAGCUGUUUGCAGUAAAUGGCCUGAAGGCUCCAGGUCUUGUGAUGACGGGUGAAAUAAUAAACAUGAACGAAUGUAACCCUGUACUUGAUAUUACAACCUGGAGUGUAUAUCCUUUUAACCCUUUGUUAAAUUGUCAUUUGAAACAGGCUUGUGUAAAUACAUGUUUUAAGAGAGAGAGUAAACCUAGGCUAGAACAAGUAUAGUUUAAUAUUUACCUUACUGAUGUGAUGUUGAUGGAAUAAAGUAAUUCCUUGAUUUUA
Molecule: messenger RNA, 2936 nt
Organism: Oncorhynchus mykiss (rainbow trout)
Lineage: Eukaryota; Metazoa; Chordata; Actinopteri; Salmoniformes; Salmonidae
Biological process (GO): regulation of transcription by RNA polymerase II
Cellular component (GO): PcG protein complex; chromatin; nucleus
Molecular function (GO): RNA polymerase II cis-regulatory region sequence-specific DNA binding; DNA-binding transcription factor activity, RNA polymerase II-specific
Source: RefSeq, a predicted model, not a curated record